Messenger RNA from Emys orbicularis (European pond turtle), 3154 nucleotides. It is a transcript of the gene ZC3H3, whose product is annotated as zinc finger CCCH-type containing 3. The coding region runs from base 23 to 2914 and encodes 963 amino acids. Gene Ontology annotation, molecular function: metal ion binding. NCBI's taxonomy places the organism in Eukaryota, Metazoa, Chordata, Testudines, Emydidae. The transcript is spliced from 12 exons. Gene Ontology annotation, cellular component: nucleus. The record is from RefSeq and is a predicted model, not a curated record.
GGGGGGCGGUUCAGCGGCGGGGAUGGAGGAGAAGGAGCAACUGCGGCGUCAGAUCCGCCUGCUGCAGGGUCUCAUAAAUGACCAUAAAAACAUCCAUGGAAAUGCACCAGUGCCCCCGCCCUCCAGGACUCCAAGGUGGAGAAAUCCCAGGCAGACUGCCUUCAACAGUCAGGGAGCAUUCUCCGCAAGUUAUUCUCAGCAAACUCCAAGGGAUUUCCAAUCACCUCAAGGUAACUCCUGGAGGAAAAAAUACUCCCUUGUAAACAGACCGCCUGCAUCAACACAUCAUCCUGGAAGCAGUGCAUCUGCUAACGCACUUCAGGCUUUUGUGAGCCAAAGGAAUAACCAGCCUCCUGGGCCACAGGGAACAGGCUCAGAAAGGCAAGUGGGCUUAGCAACAGGUGGUAUAGUCAUAGGAGUCAAACUGCCACAGAGGACCAACUCAGCCUUGGACAAUAGGAACGUUAGUGAGUUGGGAUCCCAGCAGAGUUCCUCUGGGAUGAAAGCAGCCGUAGCUGCUCCAAAAGGAAAUGAAAAGGUUCAUGAAAGUUCUAGCUUUCAAAGUGUUGCUCAAAAAGAGGACAAAGAAACGUCUCUCUCUGUCUCCCAGAGUUCAUUGCACCAGCCUGCUGUUGCUGGAGGCAGAGAUGACGCAAGCCCAGCAUAUGCGAAGGAACCGGGCAAACUUUGGACUGCAAAACUGGCUAAAAGUGCCCCUGAGUUACGUGACGUUAUCAGUGAAAGUGCCAUAGCAUUAAAAUCCAAGCCUCAACAGCCUUCAGCUCUUCCUGAUCGAGAAUCAGGCUGGCUGGUAGCCUGGAAGAAGCCAGUAGCACACGUUCCAGCUCACUGUAGUUCAGAGCAAGUCAUGGCAGGAAGAGAUACUUUGAAGGAGCCAAAGACCCUUGGAAAAUCUGAGGCACACACAAGCUCACUUCAGACUGUGACUUCAGAGGUUGGGAUAAACCCAGUGAAGAACCAGUUUGCAGUACCACACAAGCUACCCAGUUUCCAAAGAGCUGGCUCAGCGCCAGUCUCCAGUAAAGCUUCUAAGUUCAGGAAAACCAACUAUACGUGGGUAGCAAAUCCUAGUAAAUGCCCUCGUGCUGUAAAGAGAUGGACCAGCCCUAGAGCUUCUGAAAGCACUAGGAAGCUUUCUGUGGGAGCAGAGAGAACUGCGAAGCCACUGCCAAAGGGGGACUUGGGAGCAAAGCAGAAGAAAUCCGGAGGGCAUUUGAAGCUGGAUGCCUCUCCUAGUAAAUACAAGUGGAAAGCAUCCAGCCUACAGCCACCUUCUUCAGCUUCCAAGUCAGUGUUCAGGUGGCAGUCUGAGGGACGAAAGGAGGCUGGAGUCUCCCAGGUUUCCAGAGCCAACCUUGGCCUUCAGACUCUAAGCAGCGCAUCCAUCGGUCCUGGUGGGUUGAAGUCAUCUUUCAACGAUGCUGCACUUUCCACUUAUAAAGUGAAGAGCCGGACCAAAAUCAUCAGGAGAAAGGGGAGUUGCUGUUCCCCAACAGAUAAGAAGAGCAACUCCUUCCCCACAAUGCCCCCGAAAAGCCACUACUCUCUCAGGAAAAGAAACUCCCUGCGGGGAAGACCUGCACCACUGAAGAGAACCCUGCCCAAGGAGCUGGUGCAGAUCACCAAGCACAGGCUAUGCCGACUGCCAGCCUCUAGAAUGCAUAUCCCAGCCAAAGACGGGUCCAGCUUGCACCUUGUAAGGAGCCCUGUGGCUAAUAAAGUAGUACAGACUCGCUAUAGGAUAGUGAAGAAGAAUGUGGCUUCACCUUCAAGUUCGUCGUCAUCCUUCAGCAUUCCUGUUCCCAGCUGGAAGACAAGGCGACUUGUGACAUCCAGAUCUCUGGUAUUAAACCCAAUGCGCCAGUCACCCCUAGGCGGCAAAUCCCAGCAGCUGCAGCCGAGAUGGAGGAACAAAGGCUUUUGCUGUAUAGGAGGCGUGAUGUACAGGGUGUCAGCCAAUAAGCUCUCCAAAACCUCCAGCUCCCCAGUCAGGGGUGGCGACCCGAGUAACAAGCUCCACGGUAGAACAGCAAGGUUGGAUUGUACAGCCAGCAGCCUCGGUUAUUCUCCUCCCAGCUGUCUGCACAGAUCAGCUACGAGCCGAUACAUUGCAAGCCGAGCUGUUCAGCGGAGUUUAGCCAUCAUUCGUCAGGCCAAGCAGAAGAAAGUGAAGAAGGAGUAUUGUAUGUACUACAACCGCUUUGGCAAAUGUAACCGUGGGGAGAGCUGUCCCUACAUCCAUGAUCCGGAAAAAGUAGCUGUCUGCACCAGAUUUCUCCGUGGCACAUGCAAGAAGACUGACGGGACAUGUUCAUUUUCACACAAAGUUUCUAAAGAUAAGAUGCCAGUGUGCUUAUACUUCCUGAAAGGAAUCUGCAACAACAGCGACUGCCCCUACAGCCACGUCUACGUGUCCAGGAAAGCUGAAGUGUGCCAGGAUUUCCUCAAAGGCUACUGCCCCCUGGGCGAAAAGUGCAAGAAGAAACACACACUGGUGUGCCCAGACUUUUCCAAAUCCGGCAUCUGUCCAAAGGGCGCCCAGUGCAAACUCCAGCAUCCCCAGAGAAAGCAUCACCUCAGACAGCCCAGUACCUCAGGUGACUCCAACCAGGGCAGGUCAUCACCAAAGUGGAAGAGGCUGGGAGAGGAGGCAGUGAGGAGGGAUGCAGCCCACCUCCAGGAUGAUGGGGAGAUUCCUGGACCCUCCAGCGCAGAGCAGGGGGUAAAGUUUUGGAGUGACACAGACACCCCAGCAUGCAGCAGACUUCAGAAGCUCCCGUCUUUCAUCUCUCUCCAGUCACCUACCUCUCCAAGCGAGGUGGCAUGCACAGCUGACAGAGACAAGACAGGGGAGGAUACAGGGAAGCCGCUGCAGAUCAAGCCCAGGCUGUGAGGUCAGCUCCCUGGAUUCAGCAUCUCUCCCGCCCGCCUCAUGCACUGGUCCAUUCAACAGUCCAGCAGCCGAACACCUCAGGAAACCCAGCGGCCAGGCCGGGCCCGGCACCUACCUCAGGACAGCAAGACGGGAGGAGGCCUCCUCCUGAUUUGUGUUCCGUUUCGAUACGUUCAUUUGGCCUGGAACCUGGUACCAGUAAAUGACUCAGGUUCCCCCAGCCCGGUCGUGCAGAGAGGC